CUCGGUUUUGAUUAUAUGACUGGGGAUUUGUGCUCCAAACUGAAGAAUAAAGGUGAUCUCAACUCAAAACAAGCUUUAUCAGGGAAAAACACCAUUGGACAGGCGCGAAAAGUAAAUCUUUGUCUGAUGCUUGACUACACCCACGUGCUCGACUUGAAUAAGGCAUCAUCUAACAAGAUGUUGUUGCCACAUUUGAAUCUGCCUCUGCCUAUGGACACAACUCCUGGCGACGAGCGAAAUUUUUUGUCUGGAGGAGCGAAAAUGCCCGUUCCAUAUCAUUUGGAUGAAUCUGACAGCGACUCCAUUGUAUCGAGUGAAGAUGCCAGUUAUACAGAACUCGUUCCAAUGAGUAGUGGAGCAGCAGACGAGGUGAAAGUGGGACUUCGGAACGCAAUUAAAACGCGAAGAGUUGCCCAAGGUUUGGAUGGAAUGCCGCUAAUCGAAUCGAAGAAACCAAGACUUGAAGUGCUUUCUAAAGAGGAAGAAGAGAAACGUCGAAUUCGAAGAGAACGAAACAAGGUAGCGGCUUUUAAAUGCAGGCAAAGAAGGAAGGAACACAUGCAGAAGCUUCAAGAUGAGAGUGAUGAGUUGAACUCUGAGAGGGAUUCUCUGGAGAAAGAACUGGUGGCCCUUACGGCGCAAAAGGAACAGUUAGAGAGGAUGUUCCGAAGCCAUAACUGCAUUCUGAAGGACUCUAGGUCGAAUGGUAAUAAAACCACCUCAGAAGACCACGGCAGCGAUGCUAAGUCGCCCCAUUCCUGUUCGGCGGAAAUGGCAAAAUCAAACGAGUCAUCCAGUCCUACGAGUCCAGUGCCAGAUUCCAUAAAAGCAUGAGGAAUACAUGUACGUAAGGCGUAUUACAAACUGGUGCAACCUUCGUUGGAUAUCCAUCCGCAGAGUUAAAGUUACUCAUGGAAUCAAAGCAUUUGAUUACCACGCGAUGUAUCCAUAUUAUUGCAUGGAUUGCUCUCCAAGUGGGAAGCAUAAACACAACUCGUCUACUGAGUGAAAAAGACAUUUAUACUUACUAAUUUAUUUAACCGUUCACGAUGAACAAGUUUGGUUAAUGAAAUCCUCUACGGUUUUAUUAGGCAAGAAAGAGAAAAAGAGAAAAGUGAAGGAUAUAUCAGUUGUUUUAUCCCAUUCAAUUUGUCAAAUAGAAAUGAGAGAUUUUAGAAAUAAUUUUAAGUUAUUGAACAGAAAGAAAGAUUGACUAAUAUAUGAUAAAUUUAAGUUCUGUUUCACUGUCUUGGAACAUGUUUAUUUUGCUUUUGAUUUCGUUUCGUUUCGCGUCUAGUUUAUAUUUUAAAACUCUUUUUACAGAUAAAUAGUCGAAGGUUGCGAGAAAGGAAAUUGAUUUUCGUGAAGCUGUCGCUCGUGGUUUUAGAGUUUAAAACGGACGAGAAACAGAAAGACCGAAAAAGAAGGAAUGUUGGAUGAUUGUAGAAAACAUAGGAAAUAAUUUCAAGAUAGAUGAUAAACGCAACGUUGGGUGGAAAUUCAGUCGGCUCUAUGAAAAGCCUUCACGACUUUACUAAAUGUAGAGGUGUUUCGAAAAAAAAAACAUUCAUUUUAAGAGAAGUAAUCAUAAUAGGACAUGUACGUAUUUAUGAAAUAAUAUUAUUGAAAAAUGUAGGAUCGAGAAUUAUUAGUGAAAACAGAUUGACGGGGUAGAGAGUGGCCAUGAACUAUUUUAUUGUUAUGUAAAUAAAACGUUAAUUAGGAGUACAUUGUGUUUCCGUUACAUAGAGUUGUUCUUCCGCCGUAACGAGUCAAAAUAAAGUGCAGUUUGAGCGUGA
This is a messenger RNA of Pocillopora verrucosa, 1799 nucleotides long. RefSeq lists its product as uncharacterized. Gene Ontology annotation, molecular function: DNA-binding transcription factor activity, RNA polymerase II-specific; RNA polymerase II cis-regulatory region sequence-specific DNA binding. Lineage: Eukaryota; Metazoa; Cnidaria; Anthozoa; Scleractinia; Pocilloporidae. Gene Ontology annotation, cellular component: nucleus. The record is from RefSeq and is a predicted model, not a curated record. Gene Ontology annotation, biological process: regulation of transcription by RNA polymerase II.